UCUUGAUAUCACAACCAGGAGGAGCUAUGAAAAAGACAAGAAGCUACUCCGUACAAGAAGCUACCAGAAGCGACUCUGUGAUAGUGCAUAGUGUACAUACAGUAGUGGUAGAGUACACAACCCCAGAGAACGUCCACCCAUCACCCCGCCAGCGAAAGAAAGGAAGCCCCCGAAAAAAAAAAAGGAUUCUUGACGUGUUCGGCAAUGCAAUGCACGCGGUAUGCGGCCAAGUACAGCCUAGCCAACGUGUGCUAAGAGCUAUCGAACCGGGUGGUCCCCAUCGUCCGUCUGGAGUAUUCGUGGUAUGCUGUGUAUGGUUGGGCGCGCCAUCCCCCGUCCCGCUCCAGUCCAAAGUCGUACGGCGGCUUGUGAGGACGGGAGACACCAUGGGAUGGAUAUUGGCGCUGGAGUAGGGGCAGGACGUGUCGGUGAGGAGGGAAUGCUAUGCCGCCGCCUGUCUGGAUCAACGGCCGCAUCCGCUGUCUGUCUGAGUGGGAGGCCGUGACGAGACCUGCGCCAAGUGACAAGCAAGGGGUUAUCCGGUUCAAUCCCGUCAUAUUGGGCGUAUAGGGGUAAGUUACAGGACUAUCACCGUCACCGUCACCGUCACCGUCACCGUCACCGUCACUCACAUCGCGGCGUCCCGCUGUCUGUGCUGUUGUUCAAUGACACUGUCAGUCCUAAUUUCAAAAAAUGUACAUGAUUCUUAAACUGGGCCUGGAUCAUCACAUCACCGAGCCGUCAUAUUCACUGUCCGAAACGUUCAAGCAGAACACCAAAAUCUCGAAUGCAACUUCCAAAAAUAUCAUCAAAAUGCGAGUAAUUGUGCUAUAGCAUCGACAUUUUCAGUAAUUAUAUAUGAGACAGUGUAUUGUAGAAGCCCCGACCAACCACCCAGCCUCGCCCAAAAAUUCUUCGGAGCUGGUUAACCGCCGGCUAUCCCCGCUGCUAUCGCUAUCCACCAUCCCAACUCGAAAUUGCGUAACCUCCCCAAAUCUCCAACAAACCAACACCACCUGCGUCGUUGGAACCCAGCCCGCGUCCGCUGGAGAAUGCGCAGGAUCACGCAGUCCUAAGAUCCUAUUAGGCAGUUCUACUCAAGCUGUUUGACGGACUGCAACCCGGCAUGUCUGGACACGAUGGACGCCGCCGGAACGAGGAGUUUGCCACCCGCGCUCACGACGAUAGGCACGGCGCCAGGACGGACGAGGAGCCGUAUCUAGGACCACCUGUCAUGCCUGUGCCGGGACGGGAUCAGAAUGGGGAUAUUGAGAUCACGACGAGGCAGAAGAUGCUGUCCGCAGUGUCCGGUAGUUUGUUCACUUCAUUAAUUGUAACCCCCCUCGACGUCGUCCGCGUCCGCCUCCAAUCCCAACCCAACCUCUCCCUCCACUCCGCCGUCACAAACCUCACCCGAACCGCGACCGUCGAAGGGCUCGGCGCGCUCCCCCCCAACCUCGGCGUCACCGCCUGCUGCCGCGAAGUCUUCUUCGCCGGCAACGCCAUCGAAUACUGCUACGCCGGCCCCUCGAUCGGAACCCUUCGCCCCGCCAACUCCCUCGGCGCCAUCGACUGCUCCAUGGAAGAGACGCAGCGGCGCACUUUCAAUUCAACCCUAGACGCCUUCCGCAAGAUCUCGCGGAACGAGGGGAUAACCACCCUCUGGCGCGGCCUGUCGCCUACACUCGUCAUGACGGUCCCAGCGAAUAUCAUCUACUUCACCGGCUACGACUGGCUGCGCUUCGCCCCUGCCAGCCCCGUCAAUCAGCUAUUCCACGACUCCUACGCCCCCCUCGUCGCCGGCGCAUUCGCCCGCGUCGUAGCAGCCUUCGUCGUCUCCCCCAUCGAGAUGUUCAAGACGCGCAUGCAAGCCAGCCACGGCGCCAUCGCCGGGGGCGGGGGCCACUUUGCCAAAACCCUCAAUUCCGUGCGCGAGAUGACCAAGACCUCCGGCUACUCUUCGCUCUGGCGCGGCUUGACACUCACGCUGUGGCGCGAUGUCCCGUUCUCCGGUAUCUACUGGUGGGGCUACGAAACCGUUCGCGGCCAAUUAGCCGACGUCCGCGAGCGCGCGCGCGGCCGCGAAUUCGACCGCGACGGCCCCGGCAGUCGCGAACGUAGCCGUUCCCAAAGUCGAGAAAACCACACCAACACCUUCACCGACAGUUUCACCGCCGGCGCGGUCUCUGGCGCCGUCGCCUCGAUCCUCACCAUGCCCUUCGAUGUGGGCAAGACGCGGCAGCAGAUUUUCAAAGACCGUGUCGGCGCCACGGGCGGUGCUUUAGCGCCGGAGCAGCUGAGUAUGCCGAGGCUUUUGAUGCAUAUUUUUAGAGAGGAGGGGGCGCCGGGGUUGUGGAGGGGGUUGGCGGCGAGGACGAUGAAGGUCGCGCCGGCGUGUGCGAUUAUGAUUAGUUGUUAUGAGGUGGGGAAGAGGAUGAGUAGGGUGUUUAAUGAGAAGGCGGAGGAGAAUCGGGUUGGUGGGUUGUGAUGGGGGAUAAUUUAGACAGGUGGGGAGAGAGGGCAAAUUGGCGUUUAUUAGAGGGGGGCUUGAGGGUCUCCGGUUGCGAAUUUGGAGCGCCUAUGGUGCUUUCGCGAUGCAUAGCAAGAUGGCGUUUUUUUUUGGAUUGAUGUACUGUAUUAUGAGUAGAAUACCAUAUCGUUCGCACCUCAACUCAAUAGUAAAGAAAAAAAAAAAAAAGUAAAGUCAGCAUACAGGCCGUUUGUGUAAAAAAAUAACGGCAAGAGAUGAACUAGUGAGAGAGGCCAUGCAUCACAAGCUUGCGG
Molecule: messenger RNA, 2784 nt
Organism: Pseudogymnoascus destructans
Lineage: Eukaryota; Fungi; Ascomycota; Leotiomycetes; Thelebolales; Thelebolaceae
Exons: 2
Coding region: 1127-2488 (453 amino acids)
Biological process (GO): mitochondrial transmembrane transport
Source: RefSeq, a predicted model, not a curated record